Harmonia axyridis is the source of this 1865-nucleotide messenger RNA. RefSeq names its product elongation of very long chain fatty acids protein 6 (gene Baldspot). The record is from RefSeq and is a predicted model, not a curated record. Lineage: Eukaryota; Metazoa; Arthropoda; Insecta; Coleoptera; Coccinellidae. Gene Ontology annotation, cellular component: endoplasmic reticulum membrane. The transcript has a single exon. Gene Ontology annotation, molecular function: fatty acid elongase activity. Bases 140 to 991 code for a protein of 283 amino acids. Gene Ontology annotation, biological process: fatty acid elongation, polyunsaturated fatty acid; fatty acid elongation, saturated fatty acid; sphingolipid biosynthetic process.
AAAUUAGAUGUACAAUCAAAGUAUAUAUAAUUAGUAUUAUUUCACCGUCUAACCUCCAAUAUAGUCGCUAGUUUAUGGUUAGCCGUGCCGGUGUGAAGAUCGUUUGAUUUUAGUUUUUUGCGGUUGUGAAUUCAGCAAAAUGAAAGAAUAUUCAGUGACUAUACCACAUUACUCUUAUGUAUUCAAUUUUGAGUCAGAAUUUGUUCACCAAAAAUCCAGAAUAUGGAUGAUCGACAACUGGAAAAAUGGAUUUUACUACAUUGGAAUUUACAUGAUCUUAAUUUUUGGUGGACAGUACCUUAUGCAGAAUCGUCCAAGGUUUGAGUUACGUAGAGUAUUAGUUGUUUGGAAUACCCUACUUGCAGCAUUCAGUAUAAUUGGAGCAUGUAGAACUCUUCCAGAAUUUAUCCACAUACUGAGUAACUAUGGAUUAUACCAUUCUGUAUGUACUCCUUCCUUCAUUGAAAUUGAUAAAGUAAGUGGUUUCUGGUCAUUUAUGUUUGUACUUAGUAAACUGCCAGAACUUGGAGAUACAAUAUUUAUUGUUCUCCGAAAACAGCCACUUAUAUUUUUACAUUGGUACCACCACAUUACUGUUCUCAUGUAUUCAUGGUUCAGCUAUACAGAAUAUACAUCAAGUGCCAGAUGGUUUAUUGUUAUGAAUUUCUGUGUUCAUUCCAUCAUGUAUUCAUACUAUGCCCUUCGAGCCAUGGGAUAUAAACCUCCUCGACAGAUAUCGAUGGUUAUAACAACUUUACAACUUGUUCAAAUGGUUAUUGGUUGCUUUGUUAACAUUUGGGCUCACCAGUUACUCCAAAAUGGAGCAGAAUGUAAUAUUACUCCUUUAAAUAUUAAGCUUUCGAUAACAAUGUAUCUUAGUUAUUUUGUUCUCUUUGCUAGAUUUUUCUUCAAGGCUUAUUUAUCCAGUGGAAAGAGCCCUAAAAAGGCCAAAGAGAAUGAUUAUUCCAUGUUAAAAUCUAAAGUUCAUUAGAAAUAGAGUGUUCAAUUUCAAUAUUUAAUUGAAGAAAAAUGUGUCAAUUAUUGCAAAUAUUUCAAUGAGAUCAUUAUUGCAUUAUGCUCAUUAUUGCAAGUGAUUGAAAUUAAUAGUUCCUACUAUUGAUUUUACACAAAUAGUUUAACAAUGAUCUUUUGACUUCAGGGUAACUGAAAAAACCUAGUUCCACUUUUGAAACUAGAUUUAUGUGAAUACUACUUUAUAUUUCCUGUAAUAUAAGUACAUAUAUAGAUAUAUUUUUGAGAUGUUUAUUUCUGAAAUUUGUACUGGAGAUUUAUAUAUUCUCCAAAAAAAUUUUUCAGUUAACUGAAAUGCUUAGUCUCAUCUCAGUUUACAUAUUAGAUGAAUCUGCACAAAUAACAAUAAUUCAGAUUGAAGUUCUGUUCUAAGUUUUUAUUCUAUUGCAAUCUGCAAUACCUUUCUCUAUGAUUAAUGAUAAAGAAUUAUUUUUUAUUUCGAUGUAUUGGAUGCUGUUAUGAUUCAACAAUUUUAUUAUAUCAAAAUGCUAAAAUUAGAUCAGGAUUUGGGGUCAGUAAAAAAUCUCAAUAUAUCCUAUAUUGUUAAAAUUUAAUAACUUCAGAAAAAAUCUUUAGAAAGUGAAAUAAGAUGAACACUGAGGUGUUUCCUAUUUAUUGUAUAGUUAUAAUGUUAUAAAAAAAUUUCUUCCCAGAAAGUAUCUACUUAGAGAUUUAUAUCAUGUUAGUUUUAUCUGAGGUUUUGUUUAUAUCUAUGUUGUUAUGAUAAAAAUAACUAUAUUGACGUACUAUUCUUUCACUGUGAUAAGUUAUUUUUGUAUUGAGAAAUUCCCGAAGAUUGUGAGUAUAAAAUUGAAAUAAACCAUUUGAAACUA